Hydra vulgaris (swiftwater hydra) is the source of this 744-nucleotide messenger RNA. RefSeq lists its product as uncharacterized. Gene Ontology annotation, molecular function: DNA binding. The record is from RefSeq and is a predicted model, not a curated record. NCBI's taxonomy places the organism in Eukaryota, Metazoa, Cnidaria, Hydrozoa, Anthoathecata, Hydridae. Gene Ontology annotation, cellular component: nucleus.
AUGUUAGCUUUUGUGAAUGCUAUGGGUAAUACAGUUCCACCUGUAUUUAUAUUUCCGAGAGUAAAUUACAAGGAUUUUAUGAUAUGUGGAACCCCAACAGGAAGCUUAGGGCUGUGUAACAAAAGUGGUUGGAUGACAAGUGAGAACUUUUUAGUUGCAAUGAAGCACUUUGUUUCCCAUGCUAAGCCAUCUGUGGAGCAUCCAGUGCUGUUAUUAAUGGACAACCACGAAAGCCACAUUUCAUUUGAAACAAUAACAUUUGCAAAAGGAAACUCUUUGAUUUUAUUAACAUUUCCACAACACUGCAGUCAUAGAUUGCAGCCUUUGGAUGUUUCGGUGUUUGGUCCUUUUAAAUCUUAUUUUAGAUUGGCUCAGAAUGAAUGGUUGGCCUCCAAUCCAGGGAGAAUUAUUAACAUAUAUAAUUUACCUCAGCUAGCAUGCAAAGCAUAUAAUAUGUCUUUCACAAUAAAAAAUGUUUGCAGUGGGUUUUCUAAAUGUGGGAUCUAUCCACUCAAUAGACAAAUAUUUGGGGAAAGUGAUUUCAUAUCAUCUAGUGUUAGUGACAGACCUCUUCUUGUCGAGCAACCAGAAAUUAAACAACCAGAUAAUCAACAAUCAUAUGAAAUAAAUAAACAAGUUGAUUCUUCAGAAUCAUCAGUCAAAAUAGUUAGUCCAGAAUCCAUUCAUCCGUACCCUAAAGCACCCCCAAGAAAAGAAGAAAGCAGGGUAAAAGUACUAUAUUAA